AUGAAGCCAGGAGAAAACAUUGUCAUCGACGAAACAAUGGUGCCUUGGCGUGGGCGCCUUCAUUUUAGGCAAUACAACCCCAACAAGACACACAAGUAUGGAAUCAAAGUGUACAAGUUGUGUUCUGGUGAAGCAUACACGUACAAUUGUAAAAUUUAUGCAGGUACAAAUGAUAUUACAGGGAAUGAAGGACAUGCCCAGAAAAUAAUACUUCUGUUAGCUUCUGAUUUGUUGCUUCAGGGUCGCACUAUAUUUGCCGACAACUUCUAUAAUUCUGUUCCUCUCGCAGAAUUUCUUCUCCACAAAAGAACAUACUUAUGUGGCACCCUUCGUGCAGACAGGGUCAAUAAUCCAAAAGAGCUCGUCAAGAAAAAUAUCAAAAGAGGCGAAGUAUCUGCUCUUCAAAACGAAAGGGGAGUCAAAGUUAUACUCUGGAAAGAUAAAAGGCGUGUCCUCAUGAUUUCUACCCGUGCAGAAGACCAAGGGAUUUUAAAAGACACUGGUAGAAAAAAUAGCAAAGGACAACCUAUUUUAAAGCCGUCGGCAGUGCUGGCAUACAAUGGAGCCAAAAAGGGAGUUGAUGUUUCUGACCAGCUGUCGUCGUAUUAUACCCCUCUCAGAAAAACCAUUCGGUGGUACAUGAAAGUAGCAUUUGAGCUUCUUCUUGGCACAUGCGUGGUUAAUUCACUUGUAGUAUACAACCACGGUAAACCUAAAAAGGACCAUAUGGACAUGUUAGGCUUCCGGUUAGCACUUAUAAGUAAAAUGAUUGCUAGCCCAAUGACCAACAGAAUACAAACACCGGCUCUGCGUGCACCAGAUGGAGAAGUAAGAAGGCGGCCUUUGUUGACCCACAAACUAUCUCAGCGGGAAGGACCUGCCCGGACUUCUCGCAAAAGAUGUCUGCCGUGUUAUAGUGAACUGGCCGACAGACUUGGAACUAGUGAGGCGAGGAAGAAAGCAAGAAAAGUCACUACAUUUUGCAAUGAUUGUCCUAAUUCUCCUUCUAUGUGUAUCUUAUGUUUUAACUCUAAGCACAAGUAA
Messenger RNA from Homalodisca vitripennis (glassy-winged sharpshooter), 1044 nucleotides. Its product is annotated as piggyBac transposable element-derived protein 4-like. The coding region runs from base 1 to 1044 and encodes 347 amino acids. The record is from RefSeq and is a predicted model, not a curated record. The transcript has a single exon. NCBI's taxonomy places the organism in Eukaryota, Metazoa, Arthropoda, Insecta, Hemiptera, Cicadellidae.